AUUUGAAGAAGAAUACCUUCAUCCUAAUAUGCUUUCACAACAGCGAUUUUGCUAGUUCGGGCUAUACUCUUCCGUUUCCGUUGGUGUUUUUGUGUGCGGCGCGCGUUUGCGUUUUUGUGAGUGUUUGUGUUAUACGCCAAAUUGCCUCAGAGUUUGCCUGUUGGCCUUUAUGCCCAGAGGCCAGAGACGCAACUUUAGCUACGAGCACAACAAACAAAUAACAUAAGAUUAUUAUUAUAUUUUGUUUUUUGCCACAACGAAAACAAAAGGCUAAACAUAGCAGCCAUGGAUCUACGUUUCAUAUUCAUCCUAUUUUUAUUAAAAUGGAAUUAUACACAAGGUUCCCAUCCGCCACGAAUAGUGGAACAUCCAAUUGACACAACAGUACCGCGACACGAACCAGCGACUCUUAAUUGCAAAGCGGAAGGUUCGCCCAUACCCACAAUUCAAUGGUACAAAGAUGGAGUAGCAUUGAAAAUUCUGCCCGGCUCACAUCGGAUUACACUCCCGGCUGGUGGAUUAUUUUUUCUCAAGGUGGUGAAUUCACGCCGCGAAACGGAUGCGGGAGUGUACUGGUGUGAAGCCAAGAAUGAAUUGGGUGUUGCUCGUUCACGCAAUGCGACUUUACAAGUGGCUGUUUUGCGUGAUGAAUUUCGCAUUGAACCACAAAAUACCCGCAUAGCUCAAGGUGAUACCGCUCUGCUGGAAUGUGCCGCACCAAGAGGCGUUCCAGAUCCCGUGGUCCUGUGGAAAAAAGGUGGCAACAUUCUCGAUAUGGAAUCAACGAAGCGUAUACGCAUUGUGGAUGGUGGCAACUUAGCUAUUCAGGAUGCACGUCAAAGUGAUGAGGGUCAAUAUCAGUGUAUUGCAAAAAAUCCUGUUGGUAUCAGAGAAUCUGCGAUAGCCACUUUGAAAGUUCAUGUAAAACCAUUUAUAAUACGAGGCCCUCAUGAUCAAACGGUUUUGGAAGGUUCAUCAGUGACAUUCCCAUGUCGCGUUGGCGGUGAUCCAAUGCCUGAUGUUUUAUGGCUGCGCACAGCUUCGGGCGGCAAUAUGCCAUUAGAUCGUGUUAGUGUUUUAGAGGACCGCAGUUUGCGUCUGGAACGUGUCACUGUGGCCGAUGAGGGUGAAUACAGCUGUGAGGCAGACAAUGUUGUUGGAGCAAUUUCCGCCAUGGGCACUUUAACGGUGUAUGCUCCUCCCAAAUUCUUGCAACGUCCCACUAGUAAAUCUGUAGAACUGGGUGCCGAUACUUCAUUUGAAUGUCGUGCUUCUGGUAAUCCCCGUCCCACUAUCUUUUGGACCAUUAAAAACAAUAGAACCAUCAUUUUUCCUGGAGCCCCACCACUAGAUCGCUUCCAAUCCAUUAAUACCGAAGAGGGCCACUCCAUACUUACACUUACCAAAUUCCAACGCAGUGACAAGGACUUGGUGAUUGUCUGCAAUGCCAUGAAUGAAGUGGCCACCAUAACCACAAGGGCACAAUUAACUCUCGACUCGCAGGAGGACAGACCGCCACCUAUCAUCAUAAUGGGACCAGUCAAUCAAACACUGCCUGUCAAAAGUCUGGCCACGUUGCACUGCAAAGCAAUUGGUCUGCCCAAUCCCACCAUAUCGUGGUAUCGUGACGGCAUACCUGUCCAUCCAACGGCAAAAGUUAAUUUGACCACAGCUGGUGAUUUAAUAAUUUCCGAUUUGGAUAGGCAGCAGGAUCAGGGCCUGUACACAUGUGUGGCCAGCAGCCGCACAGGCAAGAGUACAUGGAGCGGCUUCCUGCGCAUUGAAGUGCCUACAAAUCCCAACAUAAAAUUCUAUCGUGCCCCCGAACAGAGCAAGUGCCCCUCAGCGCCCGGUCAACCCAAAAUACUUAAUGCCAGUGCGGAGGCAUUGACUAUCGUCUGGCCAACAAGUGAUAAGCCAGGAGCAUCGCCUCUGUUGGGCUAUUCGGUGGAGAUGUAUUCGACGAAUAAGAGUAAAACCUGGAUACCCAUUGCCUCACGCCUGAUUGAACCUAUUUUCACAGUUGACGGAUUGACAAAUGGAGCAGCGUACAUGUUUAUUGUGAGAGCCGAGAAUGCCUUGGGGUUUUCGCCACCCUCGCCCAUCUCCGAUCCCAUUACGGCCGGCCAACUCAUCUCGAGGGGUGGCCAUCGGGGGGCUGGGGGCAGUGGUGGCACCAACGAGGACCUUAUGUUCGCUGAAGUGGAAACUUUGUUGCAAACCAACGAUGUCGUUGAAUUACUUGAGGCCAAUGCCUCCGACUCGACAAGUGUCCGUUUGGCCUGGGACAUCGAUAGCGGCCAAUAUAUUGAGGGCUUUUACAUCUAUGCGCGAGAACUACAUUCGGCCGAAUAUAAAAUGAUGACUGUACUGAAUGCUGGCAAUGGGGCAAGUUCUUGCACCGUAAAUGGCCUGGCCAAAGCUAGCAAGUAUGAGUUUUUUCUUGUGCCAUUUUACAAGAGCGUCAUAGGAAAGCCAUCAAAUUCAAAGCAUUGCACAACCAUGGAGGAUGUUCCCGAAACGCCACCGCAUGGCAUGGAGGCCAUACAAUUCAAUCGCACUUCGGUCUUUUUGAAAUGGCAGCCACCAUAUCCCAACAAGACACGUAAUGGCAUCCUCACCAACUACAAUGUGAUUGUGAAAGGACUCGAUGGUCACAAUACAACGCGCAUCUAUAAAAAUAUGACAAUUGAUGCCAGCUCUCCAACACUGCUGCUGGCCAAUCUCACCACAGGUGUUACCUAUUACAUUGCCGUGGCAGCCGCAACUCGAGUGGGUGUGGGUCCAUUCAGCAAACCAGCCGUGCUGCGUAUGGAUCCGAGAACACAAUCAUUGGAUACUGGCUAUACAAGGUAUCCCAUCAAUCGUGAUAUUGCCGAUGAUUUUUUAACGCAGACGUGGUUUAUCGUUUUACUGGGCUCCAUAAUCGCUAUUAUAGUUUUUCUAUUUGGUGCAUUGGUGUUAUUUAAACGAUAUCAGUUCAUCAAACAAACAUCGUUGGGGAGUUUACAUGGAAAUCACGCAAUCGGUGCCGUUCGCAAAUUCCCCACAUUGCCAUUGAAUGCGAACGGUGUUUGGAUCGACCCCACGGGGGGCGUUUGGCGUCAGGCCAACUCAACCUCAUCUUGUACAACGAAGGAACAACUGCCGGAUUACGCACAAGUCACGGGACAGGCAUCGUCAACCACCCAAGCCCAUCAUGGCCAUCAACACAAUCAGACCAACAUGCCAUUGCCGGAUUAUGAAAGACUAACGCCACUUAAUAUGCCCGAUUAUGCUGAAGUUGCAUGCUCAACAUUCAAAACUCCGAAUGGCGGAAGUGCUCAUGCAACCCUGAUGCAGCAACAGCAGCAUACGCCCAGCAAAGGAUAUCCACAAAAACAACAGCAGCAGCAGCAGCAACUACAACAAAAGCAACUACAACAGCAGCAGCAACAACAACAAUCCUUAUAUGAUAGCUGUGGUGCAUAUGCCACUACCAAUCUUGUGGCAAAUGCGAAAUUAUAUCAAAAUCGAGGAGGAAAUGGAAAUAAUGCCACGGCAACAUCCACCAUUAAAUCCAGCCAAGGCGCAUUGAAUGCGGGCUCGACACUGGGUGUGGGAGCAGCAGGUGAUUUCUUGGAUGGCCUGCGAGGCGGAAAUGAGCAAAAAUUAACAUCCUCAUCGACAAUGCGUUCGAACAACAACGAUGAUUAUCGCUCAACCAUGGGCAGUAUUUCAUCUGGGCUGUAUUCGGCACCGCCCAGCAAUCAUUACUCAGUGGGCAUUGGCGGUGGCAAUGGCAUUGUUGGCAACAUGAUGGCUAUGGAUAACAAUGCCUUUGGCAACAAUCUGUUGGCAUUGCCAGAUAAAAUGACAGCCAGCACAGCAUCCACGGCCAUAUUGACAGCAUCACCAUCGAAAUCUUCACAGAAAAAGGCAUCCUCCUCCUCCUACUCGACCUCCGCAAAUGGGGCACCAGCACCAGCAUCAUCGUCAUCAUCCUCUUCACAAGGCAAUGGUAGUGGCAUGGCUAAUAAAAUCAACAUUACCGAGAAUCGUUUUGAUUUGAUGAACAAUGAGCCGCUGCAACCGACACGCUUAAAUCCUUUCAACUCCAACAGCAUGCAAUCACAAAGUCAACGCCAACAACAACAACAACAGCAGCAGCAGCAACAACAACUUCAACAGCAACAAUUGCUGGUGGCCAGCAAUGCUUUGAAACAAGGCCUGGGCGCCUAUGCCAACACCACACUGGCCACACAAAUGAUCAAUGGCGGGGGAGCCGGCACACUGCGUCGCCCCCGCAAUCCCAAAAUGUUCAAGAGCGAGAAUAACAUCAACUUUGGCAGUCUCUACAAGAACAGCCCCUCGCAACCAACGGUGGGCAACAGCAGCAAUCACCAUCAUACGUCCGGCAACGGCAGCAAUGCCACCGGUUCUCAUUUGGAUUUCCUAACCAACAGCCAGACAGAUCAUUUCAAUGACAGUGACUUUUCAUUGAUAAGUAAUUCCACCAAUCAGUUGCUCAACGAUUGGGCCUCCAAUUCGUCAAUAGCGGCCAGUGACUAUCACUUUGGCAGUAAGCAGCCCAGCAAACAGCAUUUGUAUAUAAAAUCCAAAGACGGUACCUGGUCGGCGGUGUCGUCGGAUGCUUAUCAGGCAUUUAGGCAGCAGCAGCAGCAACAACAACAGUUGCACCAACAGCCUCCGCCCUCAUAUGCGCAUGCAGCAGGUGACAAACUCUUGCAACCCUCACCCAGCCAUAACAAUAGGUCCUCCUCCUCCCCUACAGCACCACCAUCCUCCAGCAACACUAACAGCAAUACUGCGGCGAAGGCCCCCUCUCCCUCCAGAAAUCAAACGAAUAGUUGUAAUCAGAAUGCCAGUAUCAUCAACCUUGGCAGCAGUAGUAGUCCCAAUGCCACCACAACCACCGCUAGCGAUAACUUAACAAAUAAUCAUACAAAUAAAUAUUUUAGUAGUUUUGGUCCUUCGGCCAAUGUGUAAGCUAGCCCCUAUCCCCUCCCCCCCCCAUUAAGCCCAAACACACACCGGAAUACAUAUAGGCCCAACACUAGAGUAAAGUAAACGUAACGUAGCGUAACGUAACAUAGCGUAACGUAGCGUAACGUGACGUAACGUAACGCAACCAAAUAUAGCUAAGUCAAGGUUAUCCAACCAAGCAAAACGGAAUUAAGCCAAUCCAAUAAACUUGCAAAUAUUCCUCCACCUCCCACAUACCGCAUCCACCAGUAAAUUAAAGUUAAAAAUUAAUAAAAAAAUAAAAACAAAUACCCCCCUAUAAGUAAAAGUUAUAGUAACGAAUCGCUAAAACACUAUGUACAGUAUAAUUGUGAUCUUUUGAAGUUAUAACAAGAAAAUAAAAGCAAAUGAAAAUAUCGAUUGCCGAAUAUACCAAGAAGAAGAAGAAUUUUCUUUUUUUUUAUAAACUAAUGCUCAUCCGUUAAAACGAAUUGAAGACCCCUAAGAAAUAGUAAGGGCAAGCCAGUUAGAUGCGAUUAGAAAAUGAUGUAAUAAUAUUGUAUAGAAAUAUUUAAGGACUUUUUAGAAUUCAAGCCAGAUAAUUGAAUUAAAAAAACAAAAUAAAAAACCAACAACUAAAAACCGAAAAACAAAAACAAAUACCGAGUAACACCAUAAGCUGCAUCAAUAAAGUGGCCGGAGGUGCAAUAAAUUGAAUGAACAGGAAUAAAAA
This is a messenger RNA of Stomoxys calcitrans (stable fly), 5698 nucleotides long. RefSeq names its product protein sax-3. Lineage: Eukaryota; Metazoa; Arthropoda; Insecta; Diptera; Muscidae. The transcript has 12 exons. Gene Ontology annotation, molecular function: protein binding. Bases 286 to 4989 code for a protein of 1567 amino acids. Gene Ontology annotation, biological process: cell-cell adhesion; axon guidance. Gene Ontology annotation, cellular component: plasma membrane; axon. The record is from RefSeq and is a predicted model, not a curated record.